Molecule: messenger RNA, 1409 nt
Organism: Morus notabilis
Lineage: Eukaryota; Viridiplantae; Streptophyta; Magnoliopsida; Rosales; Moraceae
Product: B-box zinc finger protein 24
Exons: 3
Coding region: 405-1118 (237 amino acids)
Biological process (GO): regulation of DNA-templated transcription; photomorphogenesis
Cellular component (GO): nucleus
Molecular function (GO): zinc ion binding
Source: RefSeq, a predicted model, not a curated record
ACAACUGCUUCGUUGGUUUCAUCAAAUCCCUUCUUUUGAUUUCUAAAAGAUCAUCCGAAUCCUUCCUUAUCUUCCACUCCCUCUCCUUCUUCAACUCUCCACCAACCACUUUCCCGUUUCCUUUCGUUUCCUUUCCUUUCUUCUCCACUCCUUCCUAUUCCGAGAAAAUUUGCUCGUCGUCUUUCGUGAGAUAUUCCCGGAAAGGAAAGAAAAGGGCAUUUUGUGUUUGCCAAUAUCUUAUCCACAGGAAAAAUCUUCUUUUCUCUCUGAAUCUGCAUAUGGGUAAUGGGUAUGUUUCAUUUUUCUGAGUCUAUCAAGAAUCUGGGAAGAAAUUAGUGAGCUUAUAGCUGACUUUAGAAGGAAAGUGAGAGAGAGAGAGAGAGAGAGGAAUACUUUUGAGGAAGAUGAAGAUUCAGUGCGACGUUUGCGAGAAAGCUCCGGCGACUGUGAUUUGUUGCGCCGACGAGGCGGCUUUAUGCGCCAAGUGCGACGUCGAAGUUCACGCCGCGAACAAGCUCGCCAGCAAGCACCAGAGGCUUCUCCUUCAGAGCCUUUCCAGCAAGCUCCCUAAAUGCGACAUUUGCCAAGAUAAGCCAGCUUUCAUUUUCUGUGUGGAAGACAGAGCGCUUUUUUGUCAGGAGUGUGAUGAACCAAUUCAUGCAGCCAAUAGUCUGUCUGCAAACCACCAGCGUCUCUUGGCUACUGGAAUCCGCGUCGCCUUGAGUGGCAGUUGUAAUAAGGACACCAAGAAGAGCUCCUUGGAGCCACCAAAUCGAAACCCACAACAGGUCUCAACAAAAACUCCUGCACAACAGGUUUCUGGCCCCACACCAUCUUGGUCUGUUGAUGAUUUGCUACACUUUUCAGAUUUUGAAUCUUCUGACAAGAAGGAGCCAUUUGAGUUUGGAGAGCUGGAAUGGCUAGCGGACGUGGGUCUAAUCGGCGAGCAAAUAACUCAGGAAGCCUUGGCAGCCGCUGAAGUUCCUCAGCUUCCAGUGCCGCAGUCGAGCAAUGUUCCCUCGUACAGAACUAUCAAAUCGAACACUCCCUACAAGAAGCCUAGAAUUGAAAUGCCGGUUGAAGAUGACGAGUAUUUCGUUGUUCCCGAUCUUGGUUGAACUUAGACGUAUAUAGAUUAUGUGGUACAAAUUGUAGGUACUCACGUAGGCAUCUGAAACGUAUCCAUACCUAAGUACAUGUAUGUAUUUAUGCGUGUAUGUGUUCAAUAGUUAAUAAUGCAUCCCGGGCGUAUACUGGUCUUUUUCUCUCCCUCUCUUUCAUAUGUUCGUCUUGUCCACUCCUAGAACACCAUUGCUAAUGUUGGUUAGUAUGGUAAUAGGAUUGAUAUAAGACAAAUAUGUUUCUGCAAUUCUGUGUGUGACUCGGGUGAUAGAUGUUUUUGUGCCACA